Messenger RNA from Sphaerulina musiva SO2202, 2903 nucleotides. RefSeq lists its product as uncharacterized. Gene Ontology annotation, cellular component: Cul8-RING ubiquitin ligase complex; nucleus. The transcript has a single exon. Lineage: Eukaryota; Fungi; Ascomycota; Dothideomycetes; Mycosphaerellales; Mycosphaerellaceae. The record is from RefSeq and is a predicted model, not a curated record. Gene Ontology annotation, biological process: double-strand break repair; DNA double-strand break attachment to nuclear envelope. Bases 26 to 2722 code for a protein of 898 amino acids.
CGAUACCUCCCCGCCGCACGACCCGAUGGCCGACGACGAGGUGGCGGGCCCGCUGUUCGAGGGCGUCGUUUUCACCAUCAUCCCCAGCGACGAUAUUAGCGAGGAGCGCGUCAACACGCUGCUGAACGCGCUCCACGAUGGCGGCGCGACCUUUCGUGCUCUUCACGACGACGACCAGUCCAUCGUCGACAUCGACACCGUGACACACGUAAUCUCGAGUCACGUCGACUUCCCGCAGUACUCGCGCUGUCUGGACCUGGGCAUCUACGUGGUGAAGCCGUCGUGGCUGCGCGACUGUCUGGCGAAGGGCCGGCAGACGUCGCCCCGCCAGCACAGUCCCGACCCCAGCCAGUACUUCCACGACGUCGUGUUGUGCUGUGCAGAUGUGCCCGAGGGGGACGCGGAUGCCAUCAAGGCCGGCGUCAUAGCACUUGGGGGCCAGCCGAGCAGAGCCAUGACCAAGCUCGUCACGCACAUCAUCACCUUGAGCACAAACAAUAACAAGUGCAAGGUUGUUGCUGAGCAGGGCUUGAACUGCAAGAUCGUGCUGCCGCAUUGGUUCGAUGCCUGUGUCAAGCUCGGCAAGAAGAUUAGCGAAGGGCCAUACCUCUUUCCCAAUCCAGAGAUUAUGCGCAGAGAUAAUGGUCCUGUGAGGCCCUCGCCUACACCACAGCUGAAAGGUGCCACCUCUGCGACGCCUACUGGCAUGCCCAUGAGCCCUCCACCGAGCCCAUCGAAAUCCCGCAAGGCUUUCGCGGCACUCGCCUGCAGGAAGAUAUUCUUUGCUGAGGAUCUGAAUAUAUCUGAGCAUCUGAAACGCGCAUUGCUUGAUAUCGUCGAGGCUGGCGCCGCUGAGAUUGUCAAUGAUGUGGACGAAUGCGAUAUCUAUAUCGGUGCCUACCGUGAUGGCGAGGAAUACAUCCGAGCCUCACAAGCUGGAAAGGAGGUGGCGAAUCUUGCUUGGCUCUACCAUGUUAUCCAGCGAAACAGGUACUCGAGCCCACUGCGCAAGCUCCUGCAUUAUCCACUCCCUCGACAUGGCAUUCCUGGGUUUGAGAAUAUGAAGAUCAGUCUGUCCAACUACAGCGGAGAAGCCCGGUUAUACGUCGAGAACCUGAUCAAAUACAGUGGUGCCGAGUAUACCAAGACGAUGAAGCAAGAUAACACACAUCUCAUCACUGCUCACCGCUCGGGAGAGAAGUGCGACGCUGCUCAAGAAUGGAACAUCCAGAUUAUCAACCAUCUCUGGCUAGAAGAGAGCUUCGCGAAGUGUGUCAUACAAGCACCAUCUAACCCCAGAUUCAGCCACUUUCCGACUCGUACGAACUUGGGCGAGGUCACUGGCCAAACGAGUUUGGAUAUGAAGAGUGUUGAGCGUAUAUUCUUUCCCAGGCCCAAAUCACCACGGAAAGUACUCGUUCGAGAACAGCCCGCGCCGCGCCAGAAGAUAGCCGGAAGUACUGAUGAUGUGGAUGCGGCUCCUGCACACGAGAACAUGGAUAUUGAUACGGCGCCUAUUACGGAAGACGUUGACACUGAAGACGACGCGACCCCAGGGGGUGGAGAAGUGGCUGGGCCGAAGCCACCCAGGAAGAAACCUGGCCGAACGAAGAAGUCACACGUCACGGCCACUCCUCGUUCUCUGGCACCAUCCAAGGAUGACAAGGACUCACCAAUGCUUCCGAGCACUGGCCGUGCCUCGAAAAUGAAAGCAAUGGAGAGUAUACACGAUGCAGUCGCAGACAUUGAGGCGUAUCAGAAAGAGAGCAAGCGCAAAGGUGGGGUUGUCUAUGGUGGACGACGAGGAGCAGAUGCGGUUUCCUCUCCUGCACCAGCAGCACGGCGCUCAAAGAAGCGAACGAGUGACGAGUAUGAAGCUUCGGCCAUGGAUCCCGACCUUAGCGAUGGCGAAACCCAAGCGCACAAUGCAAAGGCCAACAAGAAGGCAAAGACCAGCACAAGCGCGCCUACGCUUCCACCCAUAAAGUUUAGAAUGAUGGUAACUGGAGACGAUCGAUGGCAGGACCACGCCAGUAAGGAGUCGAAAGAUAAAAUGGCCCUUCGCCAUAUGGGGGUACUGAUCACUCAAGACCCCAAAGAGGUCGAUAUUCUCGUCGCGCCAAAGAUAUUGCGCACCAAGAAAUUCGUAUGCGCAUUAGCGGGUGCUCCUCUGGUGGUUGAUACAUCGUUCCUCGACAGUGCCCUCGAUGAGAAGAAGCUCAUUCCACGCCCGCCCAUGCUGGAGGAUCGAGAGGGAGAGAAGCGGUUUGGAUUCAAAUUGACCGAGUCGCUGGAGCGUGCGAAGCAGAACAACCACCAGCUGUUUGCUGGGUGGUCAAUUUAUGUCACCAAAGAUGUCAAGGGUGGAUUUGACACGUACAAGGACAUUGUCGCUCUCAAUGGCGGUACAGCGCUAUUGUAUCAGGGUCGCACAGGUGUCUCGAUGGCUCGACGUCGUCCACGGGAUGAUCCUGCAGUGGGGCUGGAAUGCGAGAAUCAAGGCAAAGACGAUGAGUAUGGCUGCGUCUACUUGGUAUCAGGCGAGACUGCACCAGAGAUCAAGAUAUGCAAGACGUUUCGAAAAGAGGCUGAAAAACAGGGCCUCGAAGCCCGUAUUGUCACAUCAGAUUGGCUGCUCAAUGCUGCAUUGAGUCAAGAGAUUGUAUUUCGAGAGAAGUACUUGUUGGACAAAGACAGUGUGACCAGUCAGCGUGCAGGUUGAGGUUGUCUCACCCGAUGUCAAGCAUGGGGUUGACAGGUGUUGGAGACCAUUGUGUAGACGGAAAUGGUGGUUCAGCGGGCUUGACUUUGAAGCCAGAGUACUGCAAGAAAAGUCCGAAUUGCACUUGAGCGAUAACUUUUAUGAUAAUGUUUUCACGAAUGGUGAAUUGGAAUCAAAUCAG